AAUGGAAGUAGCUCCUAGAUUUUUGUUACUGCUGUGCGGUCUUUGCGUUUCUCUGGCGACUGACUGGGAGACUGUGGACACAAGUUUUACUGACCUCGGAGAUGAAAUCGAUUACAAGGAUCCAUGUAAAGCUGCUGCCUUUUUGGGAGACAUCGCACUGGAUGAAGAUAACCUUCGUUUGUUCAAAUGGGCACACAACAGUGAUGAAGUACUGCACGAAAAUUCCAUGAACUUCCUAUUUUAUUCUACAGAUAACAGUUCCACUUCCAAUGAAAACAAAAGGAGCAAGAGAGCUGCUGACAGACAGAGCCCCCGUCGUCAGAGGAGAGCAGCCACUGCCAAACCUGAGCGGGUAUGGCCUGAUGGUAUCAUCCCCUAUGUGAUCAGUGGAAAUUUCAGUGGCAGUCAGCGAGCCAUUUUCCGUCAGGCGAUGCGUCACUGGGAGAAACACACUUGUGUAACGUUCCUUGAAAGGACGACUGAAGAAAGCUACAUUGUUUUCACUUACAGACCUUGUGGGUGUUGCUCCUAUGUGGGGAGGAGAGGUGGCGGCCCUCAGGCUAUCUCUAUAGGAAAAAACUGUGACAAGUUUGGCAUCGUGGUGCAUGAACUUGGCCACGUGAUUGGCUUCUGGCAUGAACACACACGUCCGGACCGUGAUGAGCAUGUAAGCAUCAUCAGGGACAACAUUCAACAAGGGCAGGAGUAUAACUUCCUGAAGAUGGAACCAGGUGAGGUUGACUCACUAGGAGAGGUAUAUGACUUUGGCAGCAUCAUGCAUUACGCAAGGAAUACAUUUUCCAGAGGCAUCUUCUUAGACACAAUCUUGCCCCGUUAUGAUGUCAAUGGAGUCAGGCCAACUAUUGGACAGAGGACCAGGCUCAGUAAAGGAGACAUUGCACAAGCCUGCAAACUCUACAAAUGUGCAAGGUGUGGGGACAGCCUGCAGGACAGUGCUGGAAACUUCUCUUCCCCUGGUUUUCCCAAUGGAUACUCGGCAUAUACUCACUGUGUCUGGAGGAUUUCUGUCACUCCUGGAGAAAAGAUUGUUCUGAAUUUUACUUCCAUGGACCUCUUCAGGAGUCACUUGUGCUGGUACGACCACGUCGAGGUCCGAGAUGGGUUCUGGCGGAAGGCUCCGCUGAAAGGGCGUUUUUGCGGCGACACACUUCCAGCUCAGAUUAUCUCAACCGACAGCCGACUGUGGAUUGAAUUCAGGAGCAGCAGCAGCUGGGUGGGCAAAGGAUUUUCAGCUAUUUAUGAAGCCAUCUGUGGAGGAGAGGUGAAGCGGGACAGCGGCCAGAUCCAGUCGUCUAAUUAUCCUGAUGAAUACCAGUCCAACAAAGAGUGUGUGUGGAAAAUCACAGUUGCAGAGGGUUUUGAUGUUGGCCUCUCCUUUCAGUCAUUUGAGAUUGAGAAACAUGACAGUUGUGCCUACGACUACGUGGAAGUGAGAGAUGGCGCUUCAGAGAGCAGCCCGCUGCUCGGACGCUUCUGUGGGUACGACAAACCAGGCGACAUCAAAAGCAGCUCCAACCAGCUCUGGCUCAAGUUUGCGUCUGAUGGAUCAGUCAACAAAGCUGGGUUUGCGGCUAACUUUUUUAAAGAGAUGGAUGAGUGCUCCAGACCUGACAAUGGUAAUUGCGAGCAGCGCUGUCUGAACACGCUGGGUAGCUACAGAUGUGCUUGUGACCCUGGAUAUGAGCUGGCAGCCAACAGGCACACCUGUGAGACUGCCUGUGGCGGAUUCAUCACCAAGCUGAAUGGCUCCAUCACCACCCCCGGCUGGCCCAAAGAAUACCCACCCAACAAGAACUGCGUCUGGCAGCUGGUGGCACCCAUUCAGUAUCGUAUCACCCUGGUGUUUGAUGUCUUUGAAACAGAGGGGAAUGAUGUGUGUAAAUAUGAUUUUGUGGAAGUGCGCAGUGGGUUGAGCUCAGACUCGAAGCUUCAUGGCAAAUUUUGUGGAGCAGAGAAACCAGAGGUCAUCACCUCCCAGCAGAACAACAUGAGGAUCGAGUUCAAGUCUGAUAACACUGUCUCCAAGAGGGGCUUCAAGGCUCACUACUUCUCUGAUAUAGACGAGUGCUCCAAAGGUAACGGAGGCUGCCAACAUGAAUGUGUAAACACUUUCGGAAGCUACAGCUGUCAGUGCCGCAGCGGCUUCAUGCUGCACGACAACAGACAUGACUGCAAGGAAGCGGGAUGUGAUCAUGUGAUAAAUAGUGUGUCAGGAACCAUCGCCAGUCCCAACUGGCCUGACAAAUAUCCCAGCAAGAAGGCCUGCACCUGGUCUCUGUCUACAACCCCGGGCCAUCGAAUCAAACUCAUUUUUAAUGAGGUUGAUAUGGAGGCUCAUCUGGAGUGUGCUUAUGAUCAUCUGGAGAUCUACGAUGGGAGAGACAAUCGCGCUCCGAGUCUGGGACGCUUUUGUGGUGCCAAAAAGCCUUCUCCGGUCGUCUCCAGUGCCAACAAAAUGUUCCUGCGUUUUUUCUCAGACAACUCGGUGCAGAAGAGAGGGUUUGAGGCUUCAUACAGAGCAGAAUGUGGAGGAAGCCUUAAAGCCGAGGUCAAGACAAAAGAUUUGUACUCUCAUGCCCAGUUUGGAGAUAACAACUACCCUGGAGGCUCUGACUGUUUGUGGGUGGUAACUGCUGAGAAGGGUUACGGCGUCGAGAUCAUCUUCCAAGUGUUUGAAAUCGAAGAGGAGGCCGACUGUGGGUACGAUUAUGUGGAGUUGUAUGACGGCGCCGACACCAAGUCUCCGAGGCUGGGACGAUACUGCGGCUCUGGGGCCCCAGAGGAUGUGUACUCAGCUGGAGACUCCGUUGUUCUAAAAUUUCACUCGGAUGACAGCAUCAAUAAAAAAGGCUUUCAUGUACGCUACACAAGCACAAAGUUCCAGGACACGUUACACGCAAGCAAGUGACUUUCCAAACCUUCCCCGAGCCUAAAUGGAGACUUCACCCCUAACAUUUGGUCGGUCACACCCAUUUCCUGGCGAGGAGUGAAUGCAUGGGUUGAUACCACAAACAACAGCCCACACGCUUUACAUUGACAUCUGUUAGACGGAGUGAAGCCAUGCAGAGAAAUUACAUCUUCACUCUUCAUCAUGAUAUAGCUGAAUAGCAUAAAAGUUUGAAUUAUUUGAUACACAUGUGCAAUCACACCACUUGUAAUGAGCUCAUUAC
Archocentrus centrarchus (flier cichlid) is the source of this 3191-nucleotide messenger RNA. Its product is annotated as bone morphogenetic protein 1-like. Gene Ontology annotation, biological process: proteolysis. The record is from RefSeq and is a predicted model, not a curated record. Gene Ontology annotation, molecular function: zinc ion binding; calcium ion binding; metalloendopeptidase activity. The transcript has 20 exons. NCBI's taxonomy places the organism in Eukaryota, Metazoa, Chordata, Actinopteri, Cichliformes, Cichlidae. Bases 2 to 2929 code for a protein of 975 amino acids.